UUUUUUUUAAGACAGUAGGCUAUUAUUUGAAGGAGAAUAGGUUCCUAUUUUUAACAAGUCGAUUGACCGCAUAGAUGCUCUUCAGCGCGUCCUUUAUUUUACCGAUCCCGUAAAGAUGUUAAUAAAAAGCGAAUUCGAUGUGGGAGGGAUUUGAACCCAGCAAGUAGAGGGGUCGAUAUAAACGGGUACAAGAUUGAAUUAGGGUCGAUACAAUCGGGUAUAUGCUUAAAGCAGGAGUCGAUACAAAAGGGUACAUGCUGGAAGUAGGGGUCGAUAUAACCGGGUACAUGCUGAAAGUAGGGGGUCGAUAUAACCGGGUACAUGAUAGAAGUAGGAGACGGAUAUAGUCAGAUAUAUGGGUGAAGCAGGAGUCGAUAUAAUCGGGUACAUGGUUGGAAUGAUAUUGCUCCAUGCUGGAGCAAUCGGAAAGAGAGAGAGAGAGAGAGAGGUAACGAAUAAAUAAACAGACUGGAAUUAUGGAGGGAGAGAAAAAGAAAGAUGAAGGAAGUAUAGAGUAAAGCGGAAAGCGGAAGUAAGUGGCGCUGAAACACAGAGAAAGCGAGUAUGCUGCGCAUGCGUAUAGCCAAUCCCAAUGACUGCUGGUUGAAACGCCCGGAUCUUCUGGUGUUUCUGGCAACAGAGAUUCUUUGAUUGUUUGCUUUUAGAACUUAUUUGGAAUAUCUUACUCUCGCCGGUUGAUAAUUUAACGUUAUCUUAGACGUCAUACAUGUCCAUGAGUUAACUUAUCACUUGGCUAAGGUAUUGACGGAAUCAUUUUACAUCUGCAACUUAUGAAAUCACUUUAACUAUGGUUACCCAGUUUGCUCAGACUUUUUUCCCAACUGGCUGGAGUCCACAUUGCCCAUCUUGACUAAUUUCAUUGCGAGGGAAUUCGGUAAUAUUGUUCACGUGUUGGAUCUACUUUUAAUCCUGUGGCCAAGGACGCCAGUGCUAUGCCUGCCCAGUCCUCUGAGAAUAUAACUGCAGUUGAAGAGGCAGUGUUUUCUUCUGUGGCUGGCACGGACAAACUUCACCAUAAGUUGGCAUCACUCUCUCAAAAAGUUCUCUUCAGUAGUAUUGAAUUCCAGCCUGCUCGAAAGGCACUCAACCUUCAGCAAGAUUCACUCAAAUCCAAAUAUAUAGUCUUGAAUACUAUUAGACCCGAUAAAACCCUGGCGAUUUCAGCUUCUGCAUCUUCUAACAAAAAUUCACAAACAGAGAAUGAAGAAAAUGAUACAUCAACGAUGAGUAAUCAACGGGAUGGUGAUGGUCUGCCAACUCCCAGGUAUGUUAUCUACCCUGCAGACAAACUUUGCCUUGACUGGUGGCCUCGUAAAGUGCAGAAAGUUGGUGCUGGCUUGCACAACUUGGGCAAUACGUGUUUCCUCAAUGCAACACUGCAAUGCCUGUCCUAUACACCACCUCUAGUCAACCAUUUACUUGGGGACGAACACACAAAUAGCUGCAAACAAGUAGGUUUCUGUAUGAUGUGUGAGCUUCAAACACACAUACGACGCAGCUAUGAAAAUUCUGGCCAUGCAAUAAAACCUCAGUCUAUUUUGCAAAAGUUGAAAGUAAUAGCUAAACAUAUGCACUUUGGUCGACAAGAAGAUGCCCAUGAAUUCCUACGCUACUUGGUUGAUGCUUUGCAAAAGUCCUGUCUGAAUGGUUAUUUAAAGUUAGACAAGUACAGUAGAGAAACCACAGUAAUCAAUCAGAUAUUUGGAGGAUUUCUGCGCAGUCAAGUUCAAUGUAUGCGAUGUAAAGAGAAAUCAAACACCUAUGAUCCAUACCUGGAUAUCAGUUUAGAUAUAAAGAAUGUACCAUCUUUAGAACGAGCAUUUGAGAAAUAUGUUACAGCUGAAGUUUUGGAUCAUGACAAUUCCUACAUGUGUACCAGGUGUCAACGCAAAGUAGUUGCUGAAAAGCGCUUUACCAUCCAUAAACCUUCCAAUGUUUUAACAAUUCAAUUGAAAAGAUUUGAUUACAACCGGUACUUUGGCAAAAUUGUCCGGCACAUCAGCUUUCCAGAGAAACUUAAUCUUCGUCCUUAUAUGAGUAUUAGACAGGGUGAAUCACUGAUGUAUAAACUCUAUGCUGUACUUGUACAUACUGGUCAUUCCUGUACAUCUGGUCAUUAUUUUGCAUAUGUACGGCCUUCCAACCAAUCUUGGUAUUGCAUGAAUGAUAGUUCGGUGACAGAAGUGAGUGCUUCACGAGUGUUUGAGUCAGAGGCUUAUAUGUUGUUCUAUCUUCGUUGCAAAGAGAAAAAAGCUGCAGGAAAUUUUAUUGGUCCCCAGAUGCCAGCAUUACAAACUAAUUUUAGAGUUGUAAAUGGGUCCCACAGGUCUCCAGUGCUGAAUGAUGUUGGCACGGCACUUCAACGCAAGAACAAUACACUUCAGACCUUGUAUUCCCCAAAGUCUUUGGUAGACACUGGCAAUAGCAAUGCUUCAAAGGCUACUCCACUGCCAGACAAACGUGAUAAAAUCUCUUUUGGUAUUAGUAGUUUUGCAAAAGCAGACGGCACCAAGUCAGCUUCUGACCGCAACAGUAAGACUGGGGACGCCAAACCUAGGAUUGUAAUGCAGAUAAAAAAUGGCAUUGUAACCACAAUUGAAAAACCUGCUAAUGGAAGCAUUAAAGUGGUGAGCAAGCAUGAAGAGGAGGUCUCCAAGCUGGUUCCUUAUACUGGUGACUCUGAAUCUGAUCAGGAGAACAAAAGCAAUUCUAUCUGUUCACCUCCUCAUGUACAUCAAAAAAACAAAGCUAGUAGUGAAGCCUUUAAACAUAGUGAAAAUAAGUUAGAUUUAUCUUCUAAUGAUGAUAAAGUGGUUUUUGACCAGAGUCUAAAUGCCACCACCUCUGUUCCAGGAAACACUCACCUUUUAGAAACAACUAAUCGUGAAAGAACUAACUCUCGAGAUAUUCGUUCUCCUGAUAGAUUUUCUUUAUCUUCUUUAAGACACAAGGAUUUGACCUUGAAGCUGCACAGUCGACAUUCACAGUCAAAAUCUUCUCCUGUGGAAAAAAGUACCUCUAGUACUAUUUGUUCAACAGCUACCUCUGUUGUUGCCAUUGCUGGAGUUUCACAACCCUUAGAUACAGCUGCUAUGGUGAAACUGAAACCUGCAAACUUGUUUCUUCCAUCUCAAGAAUCUUCACCUAGCUUAUCUUCAUCGGCAUCAGCAUCAGCAUCAACUGCCAUCACUAGUUCAAAUUGUGCAACAGAUUGGCAUGUGUUUGAUAAAAGCAGUGUCUCGCCUAGUACAAAACCUGAGUGGCAACCAGCAGGCUGGAGUGUCAUAAGUAAAGAGAGUUUGACCAGUUGUACUAGUAGUAGUAGUAGUAGUAGUAGUAAUAAUAAUAAUAAUAAUAAUAAUAAUAAUAAUAAUAGUAAUAAUAAUAAUAAUAAUAGUAGUAGUAGUAGUAGUAGUAGUAGUAGUAGUAGUAACUUACUAGAUGAAUCUUGUCUGGAAGGAACAAGAGAAGCUAUUUCUAAGUCAAUUUCUGACAGUGGCAUUCAGACAACAUCUGGAAACAGUAGCUCAAUGGAGUGUUCUACUUCAACUACAGUUUCUUCUAAUAUUGUUGACUUGUUGCCAAAGGAAAAUUGUAACCAACAGACAUCGACAUUUUCUGUUAAAGAGGAACCGAAGAAAACACCUCUGUCUACAAGUGAAAUAGAGACUGGAAAGCCAUCAGAACUUGUAAGAUCAAAGUCAACCAUGUUUAAUACUUCUAAUGUCACGAAUGUUGUAACUUCUUGUCCAACUCCUAUAGUGAUGACUACGCCACAUAACACACUUGUUAACACCAGUCAUGCUGAAAUUUCUGCUGUUAGUGGCCGACAUUCACACAAAAAACACAAAAAGCACAAACGAAAGCGUCACAAGGAAGAGAACAGACAGAACCAUGGGGAAAUUGAGGAGGAGGAGGAUGUUGAUGGAAGAUCACCAAGAAAGAAAAGACAUAAAAAGCACAAGCAUAAAAGAGAGCUACCAUUUGGUGAUGAUCGUAUCGAAGAUCCUUCUGCAGCUCAGCUUUUCUGUGAAAAAGAUUUAAAAAUAGAUUCUUCCGAGUAUGAGUGGGUUGAAAGGACUAAAGAGAAUUUUAGCUCUGUUGACAUUUCUAGGAAUAGUUUAAUUUCUUCUUCCAGUCGGGAAACAGUUUCUGAAUCUUCAAAGGAACUGCUCUCCAAAGGUCAUACUGGUUCUCAGGCCAACCAGAAAGUUAGUAAAGAAGCCGUUGAUUCGGUGUUAUCACUGUUACAAGGUCCAGCUGAGCCUCCUAUCUUACCACUUCCAUCACACCAGAGACACAUAGUAAAGAGUCAAACUACAAAGGCACUGAGGCCAGUUGUUGAAAAGGGAAACAAUGGCUGUGUAACAGAGGGUUUAACAUGGUCCACAGGAGAGGGGUCCACGAAGACUUCUGUUAGCACCGUCAAGGAUAAUCCUGCCAAAAAUAAAAUUUUGAACUCUAACGAAAAAUCCUUGAGCUAUCCAGUUGGAUGUUCAAGUGAGAAAUCCGCUGGUAGUACUGCAAGCACUGUAAAUAGGUUAUCAUCGCUUCCAAGCUCUGCUCAAAUAUCCAGCAUGAGAACUGAUGGCCAUUCUAAGAGACACUUAAUAGACUGCUUUUCUAAAUCUCUAGAUAGUUCCAAUCAACCUUACUAUCACAAAAAUCAGUCCUCUUCAUAUAUGGAGAAUAGAAUUUCCAAGUCAUCAGGAAGAUCUGUAUUGUCUCUUGCUGAGCGAGAGAACAAAAGCUCUGGGGUUAAUGAGAAAGGGGCAAUGUUGUCAGCCGAGCCCAACAGACACUCCAGAGCCAAUAUGGAGAGCAGGCAUGCCAGACAAUCUGUGCCAAGUCAACGUUGGGAUAGCCAUGUUCAUGAUGGUUACAAGCGUCCAACAAAAACACCUGAUAAUCAUAAGUUAUAUUGGGACGGCUCUAAAAGUUCAAGAGUGGGUGAUGAGCUUGAGAAAUGUUCCAGUCGUGCUUAUGGAGGACAAGUAAUGUCUUGGGAUGGUAGCAAAUCUCUCCUUGAUCAACAACUUGAACGUGAGAGGAGCCGGCACGAUCGGUACAUGUCACAUGAUUACAAUGAUGAUUAUGAUCGUGGAAAAGUAAGUUGGUUUUCUUUAUUCAAACAAGUUUCCAAAUAAUUUCUUUCUUCAUUGAUAUUUAUUUAUUUGUUGCACAUAUUCUCAAAUAAAACUGCCUGCUUUAGGUGCCACAUUUAAUAUUUAUAGCAGUGGAGUUGUAAGACAACACAGAGGUGAGAUUGCACUGGCUGUCAGAAUUGUUUGAGAAGUGAUUUAUUGCCAAGUUUAAAGAACUCAGUUUCUAGAUCAUCAUAAAACUGAGAUAUUGUGUUCAUGGACAAAUUAUGAAUGAACAAUCCAUAAAUUCUGUUGAAAACCAGUUUAUCAACUGAAGAAAUUAUUUGUUAAUUAUGUCAGCUCAACAUUAAUUUGAAAGAAGAAAUAAAAAAAAAAGACUUAGUUUGCUGUCUCCUUCUGACUGGGGU
Messenger RNA from Octopus bimaculoides (California two-spot octopus), 5533 nucleotides. RefSeq lists its product as uncharacterized. The record is from RefSeq and is a predicted model, not a curated record. Lineage: Eukaryota; Metazoa; Mollusca; Cephalopoda; Octopoda; Octopodidae. Gene Ontology annotation, biological process: protein deubiquitination. Gene Ontology annotation, molecular function: cysteine-type deubiquitinase activity. Gene Ontology annotation, cellular component: nucleus; cytosol.